Messenger RNA from Striga hermonthica, 933 nucleotides. The record is from the annotation of a GenBank genome assembly. Lineage: Eukaryota; Viridiplantae; Streptophyta; Magnoliopsida; Lamiales; Orobanchaceae.
AUGGAUAAUGAAAUUUAUCUAACUUGGGAAGUUGGACAAUUGGCUGAAGCAAGGUCUUUCCAGCAUGGUUAUCGUGGUGCGUGGUUUCGGUGCAAGUCAAUUUCUACAUUGUUGCUUUCUGCAGAGCCAAGAUGGUUGAAGCUAUAUCAGGUGACCCCAAAUAGGAAAUAUAACGAAUUGAUGCUGAGGCCAUGUUACCCGCCAAUUUAUAAUGCUAAGGAAAUUCCUCAUACUAGUGAAAUAUCUGAGGUGUCAGUAAUUUUUGAUGGUUCAUGGAAGGUGGGAGAUUUUGUGGACUGGAUGUUCAGUGAUUGCUAUUGGAGUGGAACAAUAACUCAGUUACUGGGUGGUGGAAAGGCUGAGAUUGAGCUAAAACCACCACCACAUGGCGAAGGUAAAGUUUAUGUGGCUGAAUUCAAGGAUUUGCGUCCAUCUUUAGAUUGGUAUCCAGAAUAUGGCUGGACAAUGCCUAAAAAGGAAGGCGAUAGUGGUCGCCCUAGUGCUUGGCUUCUUAAACCUAAAGAACAAGGUGAAGAAACCAUGGUUGUAUCGAAUGAGAUGAAGAGCACUGAAACUAAGGACACAUAUAACAAAUCUUCACAACCUACGGCUCCUAAAAAAACAAAAAGGACUAAGAAGAGGGAAGAUUAUGAUGAUAACAAGACGAAGUCUGGGCAGGCUAAAACUGAGCCGAAGCUGGAUGUUGCUGACAAGGAAAACCUUGAUUCAGGCGAAGAUGAGAAAGGUAAAGGAGGAUUAGUUCUGAACUCGGCUCGUUUUGAUACUCUAGAAGCUGCAGUUAUGGACUUGGAGGAGUAUUUAAACAAGGUGAAAUGGCUGAAGAUUGUUUUGGAACAAGGGAUUUCGCCUCCGGAUGACAAGAGUGAGUGGCAGUUUGUGGAGCCUCUUGUGGAUCAUGAUGCCACAAAAUGA